AUGGCUAUGUAUCCCCCGCCUCAAGCCUUUUAUUACCCCCCGCCCCAGCAACAACAAUCUCCACCCCAGCCGCGUCAUCAGCCUGCUCCGGCGUCAGCCCCGCAGGUCCAGUAUCGCAGUUAUGGUGCCCCCAGCGCCCCUCCCGCAGCUUCUACUUCAUUUUAUCAGCUCGACCCUGAGUCGUUUAGACGAGACUAUGCUGCUCGUCUAGCUGAAUUGACCAUGAACUCGCGUCCGAUAAUACAGGAUCUGUCCGUUUAUGCUCAGGAGUAUGCGCGCUGGAGUGAUAGUGUCGUGUCAUGCAUUGACAAGCACAUUCGUAUGGUUCCUGCAUGGAUGAAGCUUCCCGCAUUCUACCUAGUCGAUGCGAUAUGCAAGAACGUGUAUAACCCGUAUUCACGGGCUUUUGCUCCUGUCGUGGCGCCUCUGUUCCUCGAUACUUACGGCCAGGUCGACGAACAGACUCGUAGCAAGAUGGCUGAGAUGCUCCUAACGUGGCGCACAGGUGGACCCAAUGGUCGCGAGCUCUUCGGCGUCGGCCCUCAGGUCGCCAUCGAACGUGGGAUCUGGGGAUCCGGGCCGGGUGCUACACGUGGUGGAUCGAGCGUCUCCAAGCAACAAGUAUUGAGCGAGCUUGAGUUCGCGAUCAGUCAGAAGGAGCGUGCGCUUCAAUCCUCGCGCUACGACGUCAACAUUCAGAACACCGUCAACGUCUUGUAUCAGCUGCGUGCCCUCGUCGAGACGGGUGUCUCUCAACAAGAACUCGCCCAGAUUCUCGGCCAGCUUCGUUCUCUUGUCGCUCCAGCGCCUGUCCCGGCACCCGUCGCCACAUCACCACCGCCUCCACCAUUCGGGAACCGCCCACCUUUUCCGCCCCAGCACCCACCUUAUGCUCAAGCAGGGCCCAGUCGUCAGCCCCAACCCCCAGCGCCGGUGCCUUUCCAAUCGCCACCGGUUCAAGUUCCCACUCCUCCGGUGCAGAUCGCGACGCCUGCGGGACCUGAUGUGUCAUCUUUAUUCCAGUCCCUGCUCAAGUCAGGUAUUCUUUCCACAAACAAUACGCCCAUUGGCGCGGGCGCGACCGCAAAGCCCCCGACCCCAGAACGGAAAACGGCAAAUGCGACGCCCGAGGAGGAACGGAGGGCUUAUCGCGCGGCCAUCAUGUCAGAGUCGAUUGCUUUUUCCAGUGCAGAUAUUACUCGGAAUCGUCCUGGUGUGCCCUUCCUGUUAUAUGAUCGCCUACCUGCACAAUGCGGCCAAUGCGGUGUGCGGUUUUCGGAGUCGCCGUCCGGCAAGAAAAAAAUGCAAGAUCAUCUGGACGACCACUUCCGCGCCAAUCGCCAGGCUGAGCAGCCAACUGGUCGAGGACACAGCAGGAACUGGUUUAUCACUGCCGAUGAUUGGCUUUGCAACGCGUCUGGUAAAGGGAAAGGCCGGGCCGACGGCCGACGCCUGAAUAAGCAAGAGACCGCCGCUGCCGAGCAGGCGUCGCGUCUGCGCGAGCUCCGUGCGAAGACUGUGCUUGUUCCACCUGGAGAUGAGGCGAAGCCCAUCGCGUGCCCGGUAUGCAAGGAGAUUUUGAAGGCUGAGUUCAAUGAAGACGACGAAGAGUGGGUAUGGAGAAACGCUACGGCUGUUGAUGGCAGGAUAUUCCACGCCACUUGUCACGCCGACGCCAUCGCUUCUGCAAGUUCAUUAGCGACGCGCUUAAUGAAUGGUCGCUCACUUACGCCCGAGACGCGCUCACCACCGCGUGUCAAGAAGUCGGACUCGCCCGCACCGUCUGUGCUUUCCGGUAUGAAACGCAAGAUGGAGGAGGACUCUGACGCGAUCAGCGCUGCCCUCAGCGGCUCGCCGCCAUUGAAGAAGGCAAUGCUCGGUUCGACGGCGGCUUAG
Molecule: messenger RNA, 1896 nt
Organism: Peniophora sp. CBMAI 1063
Lineage: Eukaryota; Fungi; Basidiomycota; Agaricomycetes; Russulales; Peniophoraceae
Source: the annotation of a GenBank genome assembly